Messenger RNA from Mycosarcoma maydis (corn smut), 795 nucleotides. RefSeq lists its product as uncharacterized. Bases 1 to 795 code for a protein of 264 amino acids. Lineage: Eukaryota; Fungi; Basidiomycota; Ustilaginomycetes; Ustilaginales. The transcript has a single exon. The record is from RefSeq and is a predicted model, not a curated record.
AUGUCGUACCUCCCGCCUAUCAAUACGCUGUGGGACCACGCAUCUCAUCCAUCGAAACGAGCAUGGUCUCGAUCGCCUUCGCCCGAGCCAGCGCAUCACGAUACCGUCCAUACACAAGCAGGCCCUAGCACGCAGCUUACUCCCCUAAGGCAAGCUGCCAUUCAGCGUCGACUCGUCCGACAAUCAACACGAGGCGAUCAUCUACCAAUGCGAACGAGGAGCGCCGAACAAGCACGCCUGCUCCGUGCCUUGAAAGGCUAUCCGCCCAUCGGAAGUUCAGCCGAUGCAGAUCAACUGAGCGACCUCGAAGAAUCGAUUGAAGUGGGAAGGUUCCAAAUGGUGCGCUUCGGAGAACGGUAUAUCGUUCAGAUUGGCCGACGACGGACGAUGCGCGAAGAGGAGCUCUCGAACGAAGAGGACGACGGAAGAAGAGCUGGCUUCUCCGCUGUAGAUGCCGGACUUUCGUUCGCACCAGAGGGUGGAGUGUUGCCAGCGAUGCAAGACGCGUCGCUGCAGACGAAUGGAGGUGACAACGAGGGUAUAACAGGUCCAGGUCUCUUUGUUGGGGGUCAUACGGGUCAUGCACAGGCAGAAUUCAACCAGAGACGGAUUGCAGAAGCGGAACGAAGGGCUAGAGAUGCUGAAGCGGGGGCGAAUAGAGCCGCUGCUGCCGCCGAAGCUGCACGCAGCCAGGCCGAAAGACAAGCUGCAUUUCAAGAGGAGCAAGAUGCAGUGGAUCUGGACGCAGAUGUCGAGGAUCUCGACGAGGGUGACGACGAGGUCGAUUUUGAUUAG